Messenger RNA from Eruca vesicaria subsp. sativa (arugula), 267 nucleotides. The record is from the annotation of a GenBank genome assembly. NCBI's taxonomy places the organism in Eukaryota, Viridiplantae, Streptophyta, Magnoliopsida, Brassicales, Brassicaceae.
AUGAAAGGGACCGUGCUAACCGGUGAGAAGUUUGUGAUGUCUACGUUACGGUUUGAUCUCGAAAUCGAACACCCUUAUGAACCUGCUCUGGAUUGGGCCGAGGCAGGUCGCUCGGCUGCUAUAUAUCUCGGCUCGGACAUUGUGAAAGUGAAGUUACCGUGUGAUGGGAAGAAAGAUUGGUGGCUAGAGUUCAGUGUAACAAACGUCAAUUAUUUGAUAUUUGUAUCCAGACGCUUGGAAUUUAUCAACAAGACUUCUUCCGGUUAA